AUUUGGAUAAAAUUAAUUCAGUUUAUUUCGUGUGCUCUUAAUCUCCCACAUACUGAUUUAUAUAAAUAAAUAAAAGGUUUUACAAAUGUAAUCCUAUAAAUGAUAUCUGCCGCUUUUCAGUUGAUUAUAGAUUACUGUGUGGCCGUAUAAAAUCUUUGAAAGCCAGGUUGGAGAAGUUAGUGUCAGACAGAAACCAUCUUUCACUAAUAACUUUUAUUGGUGUUUGUAAGUUUCGGCUACACUGUAUUUUAUAAGUUUAAUUAUAGGUUCAAUUUAAGGAAUCACCGGGAUUCUUGUACGUCUCCAUUAUAUCUUUGGCAGUAAAUGUAUUUGUUGAUUUACUAUAACCUUUGAAAUCUGUAGACAAAUUUCAUGAAUAAAGACACGUACCGGAAUCACUUGUGUACAUUAAACCAGAAGAUGAAGUGUUUCCUUCACAUGUACCAUACAUUAUUGUUGGUGCUGGAGCGGCUGGAAUGUCAGCAGCCCGUUCGAUACGUGCCUCAGACCCAACAUCUAGAAUUUUAUUAAUUUCCGGCGGUAGAGGAUCAAGUACAAUAGCUGAACCAGGUAUUGAAGAAACUUCAUUUGUUGAACCACCACCUUACUUGAGACCACCUUUAAGUAAAGAAUUAUGGAAUCGAAGUCCUGAUAAAGAGAAAAAGUUACUUCGAAGCGAUGGAGAUAUUCGUCGACAUUCAUGGUUAUAUUAUGAGCCAGAUAGCUUCUUUUUAAAACCGGAAGAUUUAAGUUCUGUUCAAUAUGGUGGAGUAGCAUUAAUGCGAGGUGAUCCUGUUGUUCGUCUGGAUCCUGAUAUACAUACCAUUUUUCUGGCAUCUGGUAGACAAAUAACCUAUGAUCGUUGUCUUUUAGCUACAGGUGGUUCACCUAGACGGUAUAAACACUUGGAAACGUGUAGUCAAACUGGUGUAAAUCUAAUUGACACUGGACAUGUUUCUUAUUUUCGUAAUAUAGCAGAUUACAGACAUCUUAGAGAUCUUGCUGAUAAACUUCGUCGAACUAGUGGUGGCAGGAUUGCUGUUAUUGGUGGUGGUUUUCUCGGGAGUGAAUUAUCUGUUAGUUUAUUAAAACAACCGAAAUCUACAGAUAGCAAGAAUGAUGAUUCCGAUUCAAAAACUCAAUCAAAACUAUCUAUAAUGCAUGCAUUUCGUGAAACAGUUCCAAUGGGCAGUGUUUUGCCACCAUGUUUAGCUUCAGCUGUUGGACGUUUUGAAUCAAGUAAAGGUAUUGAAUUGUGGAGUUCAUCAGAUGUUGUCAGCUUAUCACUUAUUCCCAAUACAAAUGUGAAUACCAGUACUCGUGCUACUACUACUACAAGUGUAAAAGAAUCGCAAAAGCUUUUACCAUUGGAAAAUGUGAUAUCCAGUACUAAUACUGAUCGUGUUCGCCUUCGUAUUAGACGAACAAUAUCUGGCAUUGAAAGAGUAGAAGAAGUAGACGUUGAUCAUGUAGUUUGUGCUAUUGGUAUAGAACCGAACACGGAGCUUUCUUCAGAUGCAUCCCUUGAAGUAGAUCCUAAUAAUGGUGGAUUUCUAGUGAAUGCCGAAUUGGAAGCAAGACAAGGUGUCUAUGUGGCUGGCGAUGCUGCAUCUUAUUGGGACCCAAUUGUUGGUUGCCGACGACGUGUUGAGCAUCUAAAUUUCGCUGAAGAAGCUGGAUCAUUAGCUGGAAAAAAUAUGGUUGCUUCAUUAUUAUCUGGAAAUAAUAAAUCUUCGUCUAGAACGUCGUCAUCAUCAUACUACCAACACCAAUCAUCUCUAUGGUCUACACUUGGUCCGGAAAUAUCGUGGGAUGCAGUUGGAUUGAUUGAUUCACGCCUACUUUUAACACGUGCUUUCUUUGCCUCUUCCACUACUACCGGUGGUGAUGACAAUGAUAUUGAACAUAAGUCAUCUAAAGAGGACAAUUCGACGACUCGAUCUUUUUCCCAUAUACCUGAUUCUAGUAUAGGUAGACUUACCAAAGGUGUUGUUUUCUAUCUUACCCCAAAAGAUAAAAGAUUAGUUGGUAUUCUGCUAUGGAAUAUGCCUGAUGAAAUUUAUACAGAUGCAAAUUAUCCGGCACCUAGUCGACUUAAUCUAGCCCGUAGUUUAUUAGCUCAAAAACUUAUCAUUGAUCUUGACGACUCCACAGAAAACAACUUGCAAAACUCAACAGGUAAUAAUUUACGUCAAUUAGCCAGUCAAUUUGACGUUUAUGGAGAGAUUGCCGAGGAUUAUGCACAUUUACAAGAAUAUAUAAAAAGGAAGAAACUAGAUGAAGAUAAUAAUAAUAAUAUCGCUAAUAAUAAUGAUAAUUCAACAUUUAGUUCUGUAGAUAAUAAACCUCCCAAUAUGUAGUAUUUUCAAAGAAGAUAUCAACUACAGUAACUAAUCAUGUGCUCAUUAGCGUUGUGGCAUUUAAAAAUGAGCAACCAAUGAGAAGAAAACUCAUUUUUUUGUUUUUGUUACAUAUAAUUUCUUACGGA
This is a messenger RNA of Schistosoma bovis, 2488 nucleotides long. The record is from the annotation of a GenBank genome assembly. Lineage: Eukaryota; Metazoa; Platyhelminthes; Trematoda; Strigeidida; Schistosomatidae.